UGGCAGAGUGGCAGAGUGGCAGAGUGGCAGAGUGGCAGAGUGGCAGAGUGGCAGAGUGGCAGAGUGGCAGAGUGGCAGAGUGGCAGAGUGGCGGACUGGCAGAGUGGCAGAGUAGCAGAGUGGCAGAGUGGCAGAGUGGCAGAGUGGCAGAGUGGCAGAGUGGCGGAGUGGCGGAGUGGCGGAGUGGCAGGUGUACGGUAG
Microdochium trichocladiopsis is the source of this 201-nucleotide messenger RNA. RefSeq lists its product as uncharacterized. NCBI's taxonomy places the organism in Eukaryota, Fungi, Ascomycota, Sordariomycetes, Xylariales, Microdochiaceae. The transcript has a single exon. The record is from RefSeq and is a predicted model, not a curated record. The annotation marks the transcript as partial.